AUGUCCACCCUCCACCCCCAAACCUCGGAAAGUUGGCGCCCUUACCGUCCCAAUUACGGCCAUCCAACCACCGGACAUGUCCACGAGAUGCAUCCAUAUCCUUACCGUCGCUAUUCACAACACGAGGAAGCUGGCCUGGUGCCGCAGCUGGGACCGAGAACAGGCAGCAUACCAAGUAUGAAAAGCACCAAUGGUGGCUACCACUCCGCAUCACCACCUCCUCCCAUGAACAACAACACCAAGAAUCCAUCACCACCUCCCAUGGCAACAAACCCAAUGUCAGUCCCCUCGCCGCCACCACUAGCAGCACCCACACCAGCCCUGUACCGUCACACCACCGACAACGCCUCGUCGGCAUCCACACAGAUGCAGCAGCAGUAUCACCAUCGUGGGCCCAGCAACGCAGCCACUCUGGCCUCGUCGGCGCCCACGAUGGCAUACCCAGACACGGCGGCGCUGCGCACCAUCCCGGAGCACGACGUCGACUCGGACUCGGACGCCGCGUCCCGCAGCAGCUCCCGUCGUCGCUGCUGCUGCUGUUGCUACCCUUGCGCCUGCCUCAGCGACCCGCCCAUGUGGCUCAGGCGGCUGUGGGAGUAUGUCGUUCUCAACCGCUGUCUGGUGUACGGGCUCAUUGCUUUUGUGGUGUGCAGUGUCGUGUUUGGCAUCGUGUUUGGCGUCGUCAUUCCCAACGUGGCCGCGGCUGGCGGUGGUGGGGAGCUGAGCGCCCUGUCGAGUAGCACCGGGACACUGCCUACGGCGGCUGCAACGCCGACGAGCACGACAGAGUCAAGCACGAGCAGUACUACUACAUCUACGACUAGCUCUGCGACACCACUGCCUACAAACCUUCCUCAACAAUGCCAACCCUCGCGGCACACGACCCCAGUCUCGUGGAUGGGCAUCGCCGGCGCGACGGGCGGCUGGUCCUUUUCCUUCUCCUCCGCCGAGUCCCCAGCCGAGUGCUGCCUGCACUGCUUCACCCAGGUCGACGGCUGCAACGGCUGGCAGUUCACGCCCGGCUCCGCCACCUCGUGCACCGUAAUCGAGGGCUGGGAGGGCCAGAAGAACGGCGACUGGGACAGGGAGACGUGCCCGGACGGCAUCGCCGGGGUCCAGUUCAGGAAGCAAGGACAGGGCGUCAGGGAGGGGAGCGCGGGCGGCGCGGGGCCCUGUGGCAAGGUCUCGGGUUCGCAGUGAAUUUCCCGUGGAGGGGUUCGUUCUG
Molecule: messenger RNA, 1225 nt
Organism: Pyricularia oryzae 70-15
Lineage: Eukaryota; Fungi; Ascomycota; Sordariomycetes; Magnaporthales; Pyriculariaceae
Exons: 3
Coding region: 1-1200 (399 amino acids)
Source: RefSeq, a predicted model, not a curated record